Molecule: messenger RNA, 234 nt
Organism: Brenthis ino (lesser marbled fritillary)
Lineage: Eukaryota; Metazoa; Arthropoda; Insecta; Lepidoptera; Nymphalidae
Source: the annotation of a GenBank genome assembly
AUGGUUUUGAGUUGUUCUACGUAUUCCGUGGUGGCUUUGCGAAAGGGGAGGCGCCGCGCCGGUGCAACCCCUUGCACCAUUCUUAGGCAUUCAGUAGUCCGCGAGACUCCACGGCGAGCAGUCGUGUGCUCCGCUAACCGAAAUCAAGCCAAACUUUUCACGGACUUCGAAGAAACAGAUUACAAGUUUACCGCCCUCUUAAUCACUACUUCGCGUGUGUUGAAUGCUAUCCAA